Drosophila willistoni is the source of this 1188-nucleotide messenger RNA. RefSeq lists its product as uncharacterized. The coding region runs from base 1 to 1188 and encodes 395 amino acids. Lineage: Eukaryota; Metazoa; Arthropoda; Insecta; Diptera; Drosophilidae. The transcript is spliced from 3 exons. The record is from RefSeq and is a predicted model, not a curated record.
AUGCGACCCAUUUGGGAAUCGGCUGCUCGGCCGCUAUUUGUGCGCUCCGUGUGGCAGGAGACAAUCGGUCGAAGGCAUUUCAUACUCGAUUACGAGCCGCGUCAGCGACAACGUUGGAAGCGACAGAAGGCCAAAAGAGGAGAGAGCCAACAGCAGACACAAUCAUGCGAGUAUUAUGAUCAGACGAUUGAGGACUCUGUAGAGUAUUUGGAUGAAUAUUUGCUCUUGGAUGCCACAAAAUUGACUUUGCAGCAGCAGCAACAACAACCACUACAGGGAGGCAGAAUGAAUAACUCCUCUUCAUCCAGUAAGGAUCAGAGAGGCCAUCACACAAGUCGUCAGGCUAAGAGAAGAGCCUGGUUAUUAAGUCGCGGCAAGACUUAUCAUUCCGAUCAUUAUCAUAAUCACAAUCAACUGAGCGAUCAUCAGUCACGGCGAAGUUCUCUCCAAGAUACCAGCACACUCUCAAUGACAGCCAAUAAUCCGGAAGAACGUUUAGCCGAGCGAGUCCUCAAUUGGCUAGAUUUGGCUGGGCGGACAGAUAUCGUGAAAAGUCCCACAGCUCUUGCCCCACCACUGACAAAUAGCGCCCAAGUGGGUACGAGGACCGCAAAUCAAAAAUAUCAUCACCAUCAUCGUCACAAUCAUCGCAGUGUUAGUCUCAAGCGUAUAGCCACAGCUGCCGCUCACAAUUACAAUCACAAUCAGAGAGCAACAACUGCCAGGAAACCCAUUAAACAACAACAGCAACUGCCUCCACCUGCAGCCACCACGACAAACCACAAUCAAUCAGCAAACAGUGGCAACCACUUGAAUCCAAAUGCCAAGCCCAUUACAAUUAUAUUCAACAAAGAGGGUAUCCCAGUCCGUCUCAAUCGUCCGGCUAGGAAUAUAGAUCUCUGUGCCAUGAGCAAUUCCGCCAGCACGACAAGACGCCUGGCUGGUCAAUUGGCUUCGGCCAGGCUCUAUAAUGGAGGCGUGUCUACUCCUUCUAUAACCGAGGAGACACUUCGAACGCCGCCUCAAAGCAGUCGAGGAUUAAACUCCACAGCUGCGUCACAUUCGUUGGACAGUCGGAAGCAACUGCACAUCUUUAUGCCCAGUUUGCCCAAGAAAGGUCUGCUAAAUGGCGCCAAUUGCAGUGAGGAUGGCCUCAGCACCAGUUUCAGUGAGCUGUGUCAGUUGUAG